Messenger RNA from Penicillium soppii, 1608 nucleotides. RefSeq lists its product as uncharacterized. The transcript has 2 exons. The coding region runs from base 1 to 1608 and encodes 535 amino acids. Lineage: Eukaryota; Fungi; Ascomycota; Eurotiomycetes; Eurotiales; Aspergillaceae. The record is from RefSeq and is a predicted model, not a curated record. Gene Ontology annotation, biological process: mRNA splicing, via spliceosome. Gene Ontology annotation, cellular component: nucleus.
AUGAAUAACGAGCAAUUUCGGCGCCUGCUUGCCGACCAGGCAUCUUCAAGGUCCAAGGAUCAAGGUGCAGCUCCCGGUGGCAAUGUAUCCACCGGUGGCGCAACCCCGGGUAGGGCACUUGGAUCGCGAAUCCGGCCCAGCAUCCAAAUGACGCCACGCUCCGUGUCAAAUGUGGACUUUCAGCAACAGCUCGCAGACAAAAACCGUGAAGCUGAGGGCCGACCCUCCAAGCGAUUCAGGUCAUCUGCAGCACCCAAAGGCAGUGUAUUGCCGACCAAUUACCAGGAUCGCGCGAAGUUGAGGAACUCACAGAGCGAUGACGCAAAGAGUAGGGAACUCGAGACGCAGAUUAAGGCGCUGGCCGCCAUGGUCACCUCGAAAGAGAUUACUCAAGAUGAAUUCGACAGACGGGUUGACGCCCUAGGAGUAGGAGGUGAUCUAGAAAGCACUCAUAUGGUGAAAGGACUCGACAUGAAACUUGUGCAAAGGAUCAGAGCCGGAGAAGAUGUGUCACAACCGGCCGAACACCCCGAACCGCCCCCUCAGGAAGAAGAUGCAGACGAGGCAUUCGAGCACUUGACAAAAGAGGACCAGAAGAACUGGCUUGAAGAGCUAGCUGCUGCUCCGAAGCAACACAAAGAAAAGAAACAAGGGAUUAUGCCACCACCGGCUGCAAAGCCAAAGAGUCGCAAUGACUACCUGAAGGAAAUGUUGGAGGCAAGGCGCGCUACACCGAAGUCGAUACUUGGCACAAAGUUCAAGAAGUUGGGCGACGGAAAGCCCAAAACGGAGCGGUUCGAGGAGACGGACAAGAACGGACAAAUACGGGAGGUGAUUAUCAUCACUGAUGCAGAGGGAAACACCAAACGCAUGAGCAAGCUCAAGAAACCCAAUCCGCCAGUCCAAGAGCCUGCAUCUGCUGCUGGCGACCUGCUUAUGCCCGAUAAAAACGCUAAACCUCUGGGUAUGGAAGUUCCCACUGAGAUAUCCGCCCGUGCUGCCAUGCAAGCGGUACCCGAAGACGAGGAUGAAGAUAUCUUUGCCGGCGCUGGAGAUGAUUACAACCCUCUUGCCGGAAUUGAGGACGACGGCUCAUCAUCUGAUGAAGACGGCGAAGUGGUAGACUCGACUAUCCAAAAACCCAAGAAAGCUUCUGUCAGCGAAGAAGAGAACAAGCCUGUUGGCGAAAUAGCACCCGCUAAACCAAGAAACUACUUCGGAACUAGCACGACAGCAGAAGAGAAGCCCAAGAAAUUCCUAAAGCCAUUUGAAGAUCCUGCAAUCCUUGCAGCCCUAAAGCACGCUGCAGAUCUCGCGCCAAAGUCUACCUCGGGCGAGGGCAUUGACGGCCCAACUCUUCGACAGAAACAGUUUAUGGAGGAGGUUCGUCGACGUGACGCGAUGGACGCUGCCGAUAUGGACAUGGGCUUCGGAGGAAGUCGCAACGAAGACGGGGCCGAGGAAGAUCAGGGCCCUCUGCUUGACUUUGAUGAUGACAAACGAGGUGGGCAAAAGAGGAAGCGUGGUCCUAAGAAGAAGAAGGGUGACAAGAACAGUGCUUCAGAUGUUAUGCGUGUCGUUGAGGGCCGCAAGAAGGACGCCUCAUGA